GCUGACGCCGGGGCGGCGGCCGUCGGUGGAGCCGGCCGGUGGCUGCGCGAUGCUGCAGCUGCGGGACACGGUGGACUCGGCGGGCACGAGCCCCACGGCGCUGCUGGCGGCCGGCGAGGAUGCGGGCGCGGGCCGGCCGGGGGCGGGCACGCCGCUGCGCCAGACGCUGUGGCCGCUGAACGUUCACGACCCUACACGCCGCGCCCGCGUCAAGGAGUACUUCGUGUUCCGCCCCGGCACCAUCGAGCAGGCGGUGGAGGAGAUCCGCGCCGUGGUACGGCCCGUGGAGGACGGCGAGAUCCAGGGGGUGUGGCUGCUGACCGAGGUGGACCACUGGAACAACGAGAAGGAGCGGCUGGUGCUGGUCACCGACCAGUCGCUGCUCAUCUGCAAAUAUGACUUCAUCAGCCUUCAGUGCCAGCAGGUGGUCAGGGUGGCGCUCAGCGCGGUAGACACCAUCUCCUGCGGAGAAUUCCAGUUUCCUCCGAAGUCGCUCAACAAGCGAGAAGGCUUUGGGGUUCGCAUUCAGUGGGACAAGCAGAGCCGCCCUUCUUUCAUCAACAGAUGGAACCCCUGGUCUACAAACAUGCCCUAUGCCACCUUCAUAGAACACCCGAUGGCUGGCAUGGAUGAGAAAACAGCAUCUCUGUGCCAUUUGGAAAGCUUCAAGGCUCUCCUAAUCCAGGCUGUCAAGAAAGCGCAGAAGGAAAGCCCACUGCCAGGGCAGGCGAAUAACGUGCUGGUGCUGGAGCGGCCCCUCCUCAUCGAGACCUACGUGGGGCUCAUGUCCUUCAUCAACAACGAAGCCAAGCUGGGCUACUCCAUGACCAGGGGCAAGAUAGGCUUCUAGACAGCUGCGCCCCAGGACACCAAGGCAGUGGGGACUCGGUGUGCCACCUCACACCCCCACUGUGGCUGGAGGGAACAAGGGCACUGUCCUGUUGUGUUGUGUCCAGUUAGAAUAGUCAAGUGGAUUAUGUAUAUUUAGUUGGAUACUGGACACCUUGGCAACACAAUCUUACGAAGGCAGACUUGGGUGCCCCCGUACCACUGUGUUCCCGCUGUAACGCCACGUUCUCCCUCCAGCAUGCUGCGCACAGUGUCCCCGCCCACCGCCGCUGUGUAGACUGUUGGAUACAGCUGAGUGCAGUGAGCGGCUUCUGCACAUGCACAUUUAUUAACUCUCCCCGUCAAGUGCUGUGUUUUAAAGUUCAGACCAUUUUUUUAAAAAGCCAAAUACAACAGCAGACAGGUCACUAAGAAAGACAGUCUGCCUGGCAGCUCCUAGAGAACCUACCUUCUUGUGAAUAUGUUUGACUUAGAAUCACACUUUAUAAAUUAAUCCAGGUUGUAUUAAUACAGCAAUUUUCCUAGGCCCAGAAGGUUACUCUCAUAACUAAGCUAGCCCCUUCGGAAGUCGUGGUGGUGGGUUUCUAUCAUCCUGUCUCUGUUUAAAAGGGACUCAGUGGUUGGGUUUUAAGAGUGCAUGCCUGUACGCAGACGAGCGUCCUGGAGCUCGCUGAGAGCACCGCUGAGUUUGACGCCAGCUGCACAGCUUACCACUGUAGCUCUAGCCUCGCAUGUGCACUGUAGAUGCCGGCCUGCCACUUUAUACCUGUAGCUUUAAGUUAACUGGCAUGGAUGUGACCAGGCUGUCACGGCCUGUCCAAGAGGAGGGGUGACCUCACAUGCACCUGUCUUCAGUCUGUGCUUCUGUUCUAGUAAAGACAUUUAAAACCAAA
Grammomys surdaster is the source of this 1742-nucleotide messenger RNA. It is a transcript of the gene Tprg1l, whose product is annotated as tumor protein p63 regulated 1 like. The record is from RefSeq and is a predicted model, not a curated record. The transcript is spliced from 4 exons. Gene Ontology annotation, cellular component: synaptic vesicle; cytoplasm. Bases 50 to 850 code for a protein of 266 amino acids. Lineage: Eukaryota; Metazoa; Chordata; Mammalia; Rodentia; Muridae.